UGUGUUUCACUUUUGCUUUACUCCUUGUUUGGUUGAGCCAGUUUUUGGUUGUCACUUGGAUUUUCAAUGUUGCUGUCUUUUUUCCCAUGUUCAUUGUUCAACAAAUAUUCAAACAAAAUUUACUCUUUGACAUGACUUGUGAAUAUCAACCUCAAGCCGAUCAACAACUCAGUUAUCAUAUCAAAAAUGAUCAAUUCAACUUUUGAACCGAUCUAACCAAAAAAUGCAAAUCCUUGUUACCAUCUAAUAACCAAUCCCUGUGAUAACCCUCUAGUUACCUCUUACGCCAUUUUAUGUCUAAAUCUUAAGGUUUUUGUUUCUAACCUCAAUCCAACCAUUUACAUGAUUAAUCAACUUGCAUCGACACUGCACUCGAUCUCAUUGUUAACCAUUUUCACAUUUUUGUGUUCAACUUUACCCUGAAACAUUAAACCUCACCUCAACACUGUCCAUCUAAAGUUACACCAAUGGGUUGUUUAACAUCAAAAAAUGAGCAACAACAAGCACAACCUGAACCAGCCAAUUACUCAUGGAAUAACCGGGAAAAUAUUGAUCCUUGUGAAUAUACAAUUGAAAAUGUAAACAGUUCAACAGUCAUUAAAAAACCUGGCUCAGUAAAUGGGAAACAGUUUAUUGUCCAAAAUUGUCAAAAGUCAAUCCUAUGCAUUUUUGAUUACCUUGAUUCAGCAACAGUUGAUGACUGUGUUGACUGUACCAUCUUUAUUGGACCCACAAAGGGAAGCAUAUUCCUUCGAAAUUGUUCAAAUUGUCGAAUAAUUUGUGCCAGUCAACAAUUUCGUGCUCGUGAUUGUAAAUCUCUCUACCUAUUCUUACAUUGUCUUACUAAGCCAACCAUUGAAGCCUGUGAAAACAUUCAAGUUGCCUGUUAUUCAUUCUUUUAUUCACAACUUUCAGAUCAAUUUAAAUUAGCGGGUUUAACAGUUUUCAACAAUUCAUGGAGUCAAGUUUAUGAUUUUGGUGGAGCUGAAGGAACCCAAAAUUGGUCUCUUCUUGAUCCAGAUAUUCAGCCUGAAGAAGUUUUUGAAUGUUUACUUAAUAUUAAGGAACCUGAAAUCUCGUUGGAUACAGUUUUGAGUGUGGUUCCACGAACUUUGGGAGUUCGAACUGAUCAAUCGAUUGAAACUGGUUUGGUGAUAUUUUUCCCUGAUGGCAAUCGCGAGAAAAGAGCCAAAGCCUAUAUUCGGGAAAUGGCUGAAAAAUCUUAUUUUGAUUUACUUACUCAAUUUCAGUGUUCCUUGGUUGCAACGAAAGAGUUUAUGAUGAAGGAGGUUGAGGCCAUGCAAAUAUUUAAAACCGAUUCAUAUAAUUCCAUUGUUGGCCGUGGUCCAGUUAUUGCAAUACAACAUCUUGGUCCCGAUUGUAUUAAGAAAAGCCAUCAAGCAGCUAAAACAAUUGCUCUGGAAACUGGAUCAACUGGACUUGUUUACGUUCCAUCUAAUCCAGAGAUUGCAAUGGAACAAAUUAAGCUUAUCUUCAACUCGAUUGACCUUCCACAGGAAAAAUUUAGCUCACCAACAAUAGCUAACAAACAAGAAAUAACCGAGUCAAUAGAAUGAAAUCUUUGAUGGAAAAUUGUUCUUUUGUAAAUUGUAAGGUUAAAUUAGAGCAGCAGCAAUUAGUAUAAAAAGCUUUGUUGACUAAAACAAUCCUUUUGUACCAAUACUAAUACUCAUCAUCAUCUUUCAUCUAAAGUAAUCAACAUUCAUACAUAAAAAUUGAAAAUAAGCCUAAAACCAGUUCUCAAUUCUGACCCAACUUAUCAAAUACACUCAGAAUUAACAAUGUUUUUAUGCUGAACAGUUAUAAAAGCCAUUUUUAAAUUGUCUAAAACAGUUUUUGAGCGUGAAAGAAACGCGAUUUUUAAACUUGAGACUUUUCAAGCCUAUCUUAUGACUAACUGUGUAAGUUGAGAAUCAAUUAUUCAAACCUCUUUGCAUUACCAUUAUCUUUGUACCAUUAGACUUUUCACCGUAUAAAGAGCUUCAUUUUUGACUUUAAA
Tetranychus urticae (two-spotted spider mite) is the source of this 2020-nucleotide messenger RNA. RefSeq names its product protein XRP2. Gene Ontology annotation, molecular function: GTPase activator activity. The record is from RefSeq and is a predicted model, not a curated record. Gene Ontology annotation, cellular component: cilium; periciliary membrane compartment. Gene Ontology annotation, biological process: post-Golgi vesicle-mediated transport. NCBI's taxonomy places the organism in Eukaryota, Metazoa, Arthropoda, Arachnida, Trombidiformes, Tetranychidae.